Molecule: messenger RNA, 522 nt
Organism: Monosiga brevicollis MX1
Lineage: Eukaryota; Choanoflagellata; Craspedida; Salpingoecidae
Exons: 3
Coding region: 1-522 (173 amino acids)
Source: RefSeq, a predicted model, not a curated record
AUGUGUGUGUGUGUGUGUGGUGUGUGUGUGUGUGCGUGUGUGUGUGUGUGUGUGCGUGUGUGUGUGUGCGUGUGUGUGUGUGUGUGUGUGUGUGUGUGUGUGUGUGUGUGUGUGUGUGUGUGUGUGUGUGUGUGUGUGUGUGUGUGUGGCCAAGACAACAAUAACAAUAACAACAACAACUACAACUACAACUACAACUACAACUACAACUACAACUACAACUACAACUACAACUACAACUACAACUACAUGUACAGCAACAACAACUACAACAACACCGGCGUUAUGGGCUGCAGUGGCGCAUCUCACCAUGGAUACCUUCUGCCGCCAUCGAUGCAUCAUAACUCAAGCAGCAAAUGCGAGUUGUUGUCGCAGCAGGUUGACAUCCAUCACGAAAUCGCGCGAUCAAAAGUCAAGCCCAUACCGCAGCCGUAUCGAGCCAAGACUUGCACAAGAACACGCUCCAAGUACACUCUAAUACGGAUGUCGAAAGACAAGCAGAGCUGGAAAGUGUUGGAGUAA